Molecule: messenger RNA, 2723 nt
Organism: Macrobrachium nipponense
Lineage: Eukaryota; Metazoa; Arthropoda; Malacostraca; Decapoda; Palaemonidae
Product: ral GTPase-activating protein subunit beta-like
Exons: 5
Coding region: 65-754 (229 amino acids)
Biological process (GO): activation of GTPase activity
Molecular function (GO): GTPase activator activity
Source: RefSeq, a predicted model, not a curated record
GGGAUAUAUUCUUAAUUUCAGGAGAAUGAGCUGAAGAGAGAAUACCUCUUAUCUUCAGUAGAAAAUGUUUAGUGAUUGGCCUUCAGAGUUAGUGCCACAACAAGGUUGGGGUGAUGAAGCAGCUAUCAGUGCCUUCAAGGAUGCAGUACCUUGGAAUGUUGGUCGAGAUUUUGUUGCUGGGACGGCAAAGCAUCUUGCUAGCAGUCUAGGUUUAACCAAACCAGGACCUCCCAUCAGAAGCAAGAUCAUCCAUGAUAAGCAACUUCAAGUUCUUAUGCCCGCACUUGGUUAUGGGCUGAGUUUUCCUCUGUCAGAAAUUGAUAUAUUACGAGAUUGUGUGAGUGUGUACUGCGAGUGGUUAUCGGCCCUUCUCCCAAACCCCAAGAGUAGCGUCCCAGCACCGAUAUUGAGUGACCCAAAUCAUUAUGCACGCAUUAUAAUAAAUCACUUCUAUUACCUCUUUGUUCCAAGAGGUGCUCAAGGCCCAGAUGUCAUAAAUCGACAAGCCGUUCUUUGUCACCGGGUUUUACGAACUUUGCAGAAUAUUGCCCAGAAUUCGCCCUGUUUGAGCGAAGAUACGUGGCAAACAUUGCUGCUGUUUUUGCUGCACAUUAAUUCUGCUUUGUUGUCCCCACCAACUGUGAAAGUUUCAGAUGAAAGUGAGGGCGCAUCCACCUCCUCUCUAAGUCUAAACUUAACUGGAGAUGUAGCUGGUAUUUAUGUAUUUGAGUUGUGUGUCGCUUUUUAUGCUUGACAAGGGACGUUUGGAUUGUACCUACUGUGCAUAAUUAUUGUAUGCAUAUAUAUAAUGUAUAAAGUUAUAUAUGAUUGAAGACAUGCAUUCACAUUUGACUACAACAAUAUGUACAUCAUAUAUUUGUGUCUACUAUAGUACUGUAUUUAUACAUAUCGUAUAUAAAUUUGUCUUAUAAUGCUGAAUAUUGACUGAUACAGUGAAAUAUUUAUAUAGCAACUAAAUGCUGGUAAACAUGGAUUUCUGUCAGUCUCUUUCUGGUUUUAAGUGUGUACGUAAUACGGGUAUUAAUUUGUAGAUUAUACUUUGUAUAACUGACCAAGAAUUCAUUUUUCGUGAGGAAGGUUGGGCUUCUUUUGUUACUAUUCAUAUAUACUAAGUUAGUCUCCCAUCAUAUGAUAGAUGUUUCCUUUAAGUAUAAUAAACUGAGGUAAGUUUAUCUGCAGUUUUAUGUAACUAAAUCUCAGCAAAUGUAACUUCAGUUUUGUUGUCUUGGAAUGGACAAGACAUAUUUAUGUAGAGUUGGGAUUUUAAAUUUUUAUAUAAAAUGUGUGAUACUGAUCUGAUCUAUUGACAUUACAGUUUCCUAAUAUUUGGCAGCUAGUAGGUCACUAAGAAUAAAUCUGGCUUGCAGUUGCUUAUGAAAUGAUUGAUUUAUUCUUGUUCCCAACCAUCUUUGCUUCUUGUCUUAUGAAGAGCAAAGAGGGCUAUAUUAGAAGAUUAUAUUUAUGUCUAUGAAUAUUAUACAGGUUGAAGUGAUCAUUUUACAGGAUGUAAAUAUGUCUAUCAAGGGUUUCUUGUGUUGUAGUAAAAUUUUGAGGGAUUAGGAUCGAAUCCCAACGCAUUUUUUCAUCGAAGUCUCUUGUGUUCCAAGUUUACCAGUAUACACUGCAUUUUUUACAUUCUGGAUAUUCUUCACAAAGUGGGUACAAUCCAAACACAUCUGCUAUGGCUCUUGUGUAUAUACACGGCUUAUAUUGAACGCUAAUUUUCUGUAAAAUGGUAAUAACUUAGAUGGUGACCUGUGUGUAUUAAAUAAAAGAAGUUAGAUUUGGCAAAGGGGAGGUGAUUUUGACUACAUACUUAAGAUCUAAAGUCAUAACGCAUGGUCAACAUUAACUAGAAAAUUAUUUUAUCACAAGUUGCAGUGAUAUCCAGUAUAAAAUCAGUCUCAGAGGUUGAGGAAUAACACAAGACUUAGUAUUUUGUCAAUCAGUUUCAUGUUUGAACUAAGAACAAACAAUUUUGUUAUAUGGAAAUCGUUGGUGUUGAGGCAGGAAUGUUGCAUGUACAAUUUUUAAGUUUCUACAGAGAACUUGGUUGUUUUCCUCUGGUAGAGUUUCUGGUUAUCAGUGUUAUGAAGAGCAGCCGAGGCUGUUGACAUGCUAUAUAGUACUGUAUGUUAUUAAAAAUGUUUCGGCUCUUUUCCUACGUGCAAUUUUCUGUUUGACUUCUGUAUUUAUUUAAACACAUAGAUCACAAGGAUUUAUCUAGACGACAGAAUCAUACAGCUGCAUGAUGAACAGCAGCUGUGAAAUUAAGUGUAUUUUUUAUUAUUUAGCAGGCCCUUUAACAUACCUCCAGUGAUGUAAAUUUGUCAUAUUUCUGGUUGUGGCAUGUGAUUGAUGAAAAAAUGUCUCUUGGCCUGCUGGUGUUAUGGAAUAUACAGUUUUUAUUUGUUUAGUUUUUACUUUUGCUAAGUCAUUGUUAAAAAUGGCUUGAUACUUGUACCUAUGCUAAGCUUAUAAGAAUAUUUUAGGCUUAUAUCUAUGUUCAACCUUUUCAGUUAGUAAUGAGCUGGGAAGUUUUAGUUUCUAAAAGCAGAGAUCUGUAUUUGAACUUUUUCCUAAUACAGCAUUUAAGAAAACAGUGUCAUUUUAUAUAAAAAUACUAUUCCUAUUAUAUGUCACUGAAUCAGAUAUCUUGUUCUUAUUUUCUAUUGUCUGUAUACUGUAGUUAUUGAUUUUCC